UCAGCCAUUUUGCUGCUUUUCUCUCUUAUGCUUAGCUUUUCCAUUGUCGCCUUCGCUGGCAACCUCUAUGAUGAUCUCUACCGAACAUGGGGAGAGGAUCGCUGCAAGAUACUCAACAAUGGACAGCUUCUGACCGUCACCCUUGACGAAGUUUCUGGCUCAGGCUUCGAGUCGAAGGACGAAUAUUUGUAUGCAAAGAUAGAAAUGGAUAUCAAGCUUGUCCCCGGAAACUCUGCUGGCACCGUCACUGCAUUUUAUUUGUCCUCCAAAGGGCAAUACCAUGAUGAGAUUGAUUUUGAAUUCUUGGGGAAUGAAACUGGUCGACCGUACACUCUUCACACAAAUGUCUUCUGCCAAGGCACCGGCAACAGAGAGAUGCAAUUCCGCCUCUGGUUCGACCCCACGGCUGAUUUCCACUCCUACUCCAUUCUCUGGACUCCUAAACACAUUGUGUUUUUGGUUGAUGGCAUUCCCAUUAGAGAAUUCGAGAACUUGGAGCGUUAUGGGGUACCUUUCCCGAAAAACCAGCGUAUGAAGUUGUAUGCUAGUCUUUGGAACGCGGACGACUGGGCUACGAGAGGUGGUCUUGUCAAGACAGAUUGGUCUGAAGGACCCUUCAAUGCCUACUUUAAGAAAUUCAACGCCGAAAAUGCUUGCGUUUGGUCUCGCGGUGCCUCUUCUUGCAGAUCGAAUUCUAAAUUUUCUCCAUUCAGCAACAACGCCUGGCUUUGGGACAAGCUUGAUUAUGGAGCUGAAGGGAAUAUGAAAUGGGUGCAGCAGAAACAUAUGGUCUACAAUUACUGCACAGACACAAACAGAUUCCCUCAAGGCCUUCCUAAGGAGUGCUACCUAAAGAAUCCCAAAUACUAG
Morus notabilis is the source of this 870-nucleotide messenger RNA. RefSeq names its product xyloglucan endotransglucosylase/hydrolase protein 22. The transcript is spliced from 3 exons. NCBI's taxonomy places the organism in Eukaryota, Viridiplantae, Streptophyta, Magnoliopsida, Rosales, Moraceae. Bases 28 to 870 code for a protein of 280 amino acids. The record is from RefSeq and is a predicted model, not a curated record. Gene Ontology annotation, cellular component: cell wall; apoplast. Gene Ontology annotation, molecular function: xyloglucan:xyloglucosyl transferase activity; hydrolase activity, hydrolyzing O-glycosyl compounds. Gene Ontology annotation, biological process: xyloglucan metabolic process; cell wall biogenesis.